Molecule: messenger RNA, 2566 nt
Organism: Daldinia decipiens
Lineage: Eukaryota; Fungi; Ascomycota; Sordariomycetes; Xylariales; Hypoxylaceae
Product: interferon-related developmental regulator-domain-containing protein
Exons: 1
Coding region: 612-2003 (463 amino acids)
Source: RefSeq, a predicted model, not a curated record
GGUAAAUUAAUUAGACUGGGGAACAUCAAUACCCCGCGACUUAUCGACUGUUCAUAUGACGAGUUGUGUCUUGGGUUUUUAGAGUUAUUGCUUUCUGGAUGACGCGCGCUUUCUACUUAGUUUUGUUGUACGGAGCUCUUGUGUCUGCUUAAAUAAGAAUUUUGAUUUUCUUUUCCUUUUCCUUUUCCAUCAACUUUGCCACUGAUUCGUUUAAACACCUACACGUAUUUUUGUCAUUUUGUUCAAACCCCUGGUGCGCCGGUGAAAUCCUUUAAUUCACCGCCCCAUUUCCGUACCGUUAUUUAUUAUACCAGUCCUUUAUUGUUUGUCGGUUGCACCAAGCUGCUGUAACAUACCUACUCUUACAAUACACUUUUCGCAACUAUCUAUACAAAGGCUCCCCGGAAAGCCUACACGUCACACACAGUAGCAGGUUUCAAAACCAUCCUCAUGGAAUUCAAGUCGAAAACAAACCCAUCGUUUCAUCGUUCGCAUACAAGAGGAUUUAAAACUUGAUACGAGCUCUACUGCUCCUAUAUUUAUAGGCAACCAACCCACCCCCAACGACAUCACCGUAUUAGCGCAACAUUUACACCGAGCACACCGCCGAAAUGCAUGAUUUGCGCAAGAAGAUUUUUGAGAGCGGCAAGACUGUUUCUAGAAAGGCGCGCUCGCGACAACAAUCAGCUCAACCUUCUCCAGCUAGUUCGCGCGCUGCCUCACGAGCUGCGAGUCGCCAUGCGUCAGAGGAGGAAGAUUCAAGCGAUAAUGAAUACAACGAAAGCUUAGCUAGUUCUAUUAUCAACUCGGAGGAUGGGGAGGAAUUGGGCUCAACGCCGCCGGCGGAAAUCUUACACAAUCGCAUUGUGGAUUUGCUAGAUCAGAAGCGUGACGGUGGCCAAGACCGCGAGGAAAAGCUAACGGCAUAUACUGAACUAAUUCGGCAUCAUCCCAGCACCGAGGAAAUUGAUGCGCAGAUGAAUGAGCUUAUUCCUAUGCUACUAAAGACUAUACGUGGCCGCAGAACUUCCCAUGGAGUGCUAUGGGCACUGAGAGCUCUUAUGAUAACCAUCCUUACGACUGGGGACGAGAGCAUCCAUGAUCGUGUCUUCCCAACGUUGAAGAGUGUGUCUCAGGAUACAAAUUAUGACGACGAUGAUGAGUUGAUCAAAGUAGCUGCUAUUAAGGCAAUGGCCAUCUCUACAAUGUGCGGCGGAGGGUCAGCAACCGAAGCCGAAGAACUUUUAGAGUUUCUUCUUGAGAUUAUUGAAAGUGAUGGCCACAUUCUGGAAGCUGGUGACAAUGGACCAGUUGUUGCUGCAGCAUUAAAUAUGUGGGGAUUUGUUGCCAGCGGCCUUGACGACCUCGAAGAGCAGAGUACGCAGGCUCUAGAAGCCUUUACGGAACAGCUCGAAAGCAGCGACGUAGAUGUUCAAGUCGCUGCUGGGUCGAAUAUUGCUUUGCUUAUGGAGGCUGCACGUGAAUAUGAGGAAGAGAGCGGCGAGACCUGGAACUUGCGCUUUGAUCAGGAUGGACUCCUUCGGCGAUUGAAUGCCCUCACUCGAGAGUCCUCGAAGGCUAUAUCUAAGAGGGAUAGAAGGCAGCUUCACAGCAGCUUUAACAGUAUCGUAACCUCCCUUGAGCACGGAAAAGGCCCAGGAUACUCAACUGCGCGUCGCUUUGCAAGCAACCCUCACACGGGAGGCAACCGGGCAGACUUCAAUGACGACUAUCGGGAGUACGGUUACCGGCAAAAAUUCCGAAUCCAGAACAUCACCAUCACCAUCGAUAGCUGGUCUUUGUCGGCCCGGUUAGAAAUGCUCAAGUCAGUUCUUGGGGGUGGUCUCGCCAAUCAUUACCUGAAUAACUCGGUUGUAAGAGAUUUGCUGAGCGGCGCUAAGACUGAGUACCUCUCGUCACCACCGAAGGACAGGAUAUCUCCGUCCAAAUCAGCGUUGAGGUCGGGCCACGGGAAAAAAGCCGCGAAGAGUGGUUCUGAUUAAGCAUUAUAAGACAUGCGGCGGAAGGAUCAUUUCCUCCUCACUAACGUAAUUCCUUUACACCAUUCGCUUUCUUCUGUUCGAGCAUUCAAAUUUUAUGGAUAUUCUUCUAUUCGCGUUGGUUAUCAGAUACUAGUUUUACGCUUUCCAGUAAAAUACCAUCGCUAUCGCAUUUAUAGGUAUUUAUCUAGACUUUCAUCCUAUGUACAUUUUCCUAUAUUGUUUAUGUUGUUCAUAAUUAUCAUACCUAUACAUACGUAGACCUACCCGACUUCCGGGAUGCCCAAACGGGAGAACUACGUGACACGCACACGGUUGCCCGCAUGUGCCGUGUCACCAUACGUGUGAGAUGAGCCAGCCAAAGUUCAGCCUCGAGAAUGUCUCGAAGUGUAGCCCCCAAAUUGAUUGUUCUGUUACAUGCACAAUCGGAACGAGAAGCCGGUCUGACGCAGGGGCGCGGGAGUAUUUGAACGAGGCAGGCUUGCCCUUGGAAAUCCAAAAUUUAUUUCACUUUUACUUCAUAUAUAUCUUGAUCAAUAUAAUAUAAUAUUAUCUUCUACUAGAAC